Molecule: messenger RNA, 1284 nt
Organism: Notechis scutatus (mainland tiger snake)
Lineage: Eukaryota; Metazoa; Chordata; Lepidosauria; Squamata; Elapidae
Product: ubiquilin-1-like
Biological process (GO): ubiquitin-dependent protein catabolic process
Cellular component (GO): cytosol
Molecular function (GO): polyubiquitin modification-dependent protein binding
Source: RefSeq, a predicted model, not a curated record
AUGGAGGCCCUGGACCUGCACCAAGAGGGCGCCCCCCGUGGCUGCCCCGGCCUGGCCGCCAACCCCAACUUCAUCUGCGUCACUGCGAAGUCUCCCAAGGCCAGUGCCCAGUUUGUGCUGCCCCAGGAAACCCCCAUCCGCCAGUUCAAGGAGGAGCUCUCGAAGCACUUCCAGUGCGAGGCACGCCAGCUGGUGCUGGUCUUCUUCGGGAGGCUCUUGAAGGACCAGCACACCCUCCGGCAGUGCGGGAUCGGUGAUGGGAUGACUGUCCACCUGGUCAUCCGGUCCCUGGAGAGAGAGCCGGAAGUCUCUGCACCAACGGGCACCAGCCUGGCCCUGCCCGCCAUGAGCCCCAGCUCUCUGGAGAGAAAUCCCUCCGGCACGGAGUGGCACCCGAUGCCGUCCUCAGAGAUGGUUGUUCAGAAGGUGCGGCAGCUGAUCUUGGCCAACCCAGAGAUCCAGCAGCUGGCCCAGCAGUUCCCUGCCAUCUGCCACAUCCUGAACCACAUGGGCAUCAUGCGGGUGAUCUUGGACAAGAUGAGGGAAAUUAUGGACCUCGCAAAGAACCCUGAGGUGGAGCAGCAGCUGAAGAAUCCGGAGCCACUCCUGAUCGGCGUCCAGAGCAACACUCCUGGCGGGGACAACCCCUUGAGGCAACUCAGCAGCGAGGCUCAGGAGCCAAGUGCAGGCCAGGACCCCCUUGGCACCCUGGCCAGGAACCCUCCUUAUCCAGAACACACGGCCAGGGGGGGCGAGGGGGGAGGCUCCCCAUGCGCCAACUCUUUCCCCGCCUCCAACAGCUAUGGGAGGUUUUGCACCAACAACUCCAGCAAUGAGGAAGGGGCCCUCUCCGGCCGCCUUCCCGGGCCUCCCCUGCCCAGCCUUGGGCCCAACCCCGGGGCAGGACCGUGCAACGUGGGGGGCAUCCAGGCCCUGAUUGUGAACCUCUGCAAAACCUACACCCAGCGCAUGAUGCUCUCCCUCAUGCAGAACGCGCUGCUCGCCUCCGGAGGGUCGCAGGCCAGUCAGCAGGACCACGUCCAGCAGCAGCUGCAAAACUUCUACCAGCAGAUGCAGCGGCCGGAAAUGGUGGCUGCCAUGUCCAGCCCCAAGGCCAUCCAGGCCUGGGUGCAGAUGGAGCAGGGCCUGCAGGCGCUGAUGGAGGAGGCCCCGGUGCUGAUCCCCUGGUUCGUGCUGCGCUUGAAGGGUUUGGGGCCCAGGUCUGCGAUGGGAGCCGUGGCCAUCGGCUCCCCCUCGGAAGGAGAAGCAGCUGCGUUGGAGUAG